This is a messenger RNA of Opisthocomus hoazin, 789 nucleotides long. It is a transcript of the gene APOD, whose product is annotated as apolipoprotein D. NCBI's taxonomy places the organism in Eukaryota, Metazoa, Chordata, Aves, Opisthocomiformes, Opisthocomidae. Gene Ontology annotation, molecular function: cholesterol binding. Gene Ontology annotation, cellular component: cytoplasm. The record is from RefSeq and is a predicted model, not a curated record. Gene Ontology annotation, biological process: brain development; response to reactive oxygen species; lipid transport.
GGGAGCUCACCACAGAGCUGUUCCUUGCAGCCCUGGUCCUCCGCAGAGCAUCACUCCGCCUCGCCAGCCAAGGUCCAUUUCCCACCUGCAUCCCAGCGCAGCCAUGCUGGGCCCGGCAGUGCGGCUCUCGGUCCUGCUCGGCCUCCUCGGCUUUGGGAAAGGUCAGAUGUUUCAUAUGGGACCAUGCCCAGAUCCACCAGUCCAAGAAGACUUCGAUAUCAACAAGUAUCUGGGGAAGUGGUAUGAGAUAGAGAAGCUGCCCUCAAGCUUCGAGAAAGGAAGCUGCAUCCAGGCAAAUUACUCGUUGAAGGAGAACGGGAAGUUCAAGGUGAUCAACAAGGAGCUGCUUUCCAGUGGUAAAGUCAAUGAAGUCGAAGGAGAAAUCAUGCACAUGGAUGUAAAGGAGCCGGCCAAGCUUGGUGUCCGCUUUAACUGGUUCAUGCCUUCUGCCCCUUACUGGGUCAUCUCCACCGACUAUGAAAACUACUCACUGGUUUACUCUUGCACCAACAUCCUCUGGCUCUUCCACAUUGACUACGCAUGGAUUUUAUCAAGAGCUCCUGACAUGCACCCAGAAACCGUGGAGCAUCUGAAAAGCGUUCUCAAGUCCUACAAGAUUGACACUGAGAAAAUGAUGCCCACGGAUCAACUGAACUGCCCUCCUGAGAUGUAACUCCCGGCACGCAGUGACACGGUGCCAGACCAGCGAUGAACUUUAUUGCUUUCUUUAUUAUCCAUUAGAAUUUCUCUAUAUAACAGAGAAAUGUAAUAAUCCUUUCGCUAACAGUA